AUGAAAUAAGCUAAUCUCAUUGAAUUUAGUGUUGAAGAUCCUUCAUUGAAGCCACUUCUCAAAGAAAAUAAUUAGAAUCCUGUGUUUACUAAAUCUUUGCUUAUUAAAUUUAACUUUGCAAAUAUUAGUGAAGUUGUUAUUAGUAAAUAUCAUUCUUAGAUGAUGUUUAGAAUUAAAUCAGAAACCUAGAAAUAUUAUAGCAAAACUAUGCAACCUUUCGUAAUAAUAGACUCAAUCAAAUUAAUAUGAUUUAGAGUAUAUAAAAUUUUGCUAUGUUACUAAUGAGAAUCAAAAAGUCAUUUAUUGUAGCUCUGUUAACACAAAUCAAGUAACAAUAAUAGUUAGCAAUAAGCUCUAUACAAAUCUCCUAAUAAAUCAAGAAUAGAAUGAUGUAGCUUUUUAUAGCAUCUAAAUAUAUGGUUAGGAACAAGCCCCUAAAGCAAAAUAAGGUUUUUUGGAUAAGUUCUUUUUUUAACCAUUUUCUAAUGGUACACACAAUCACCAUAAAAAUACAAAUAAAGUUCAGGAAGAAAGAAGGAUAUAGGAAGUGAAUAAAAUUGCAUAGAAAGAAAAAAUGGAACUUGAAAAAGCAGUUGAAAAUAGUUUCCUUAGUGCUCAAUACGAAGAGAUGAAUCAGAAAUAAAUCAUAGAGUCUAUCAAAGAUGCCAAAUAAUUUUAGUAAAGAUAAGUAUAUCAAUUUCAAGAAGAUGGACAAAUGGGCUAGGAGAUUUUGAUGGAAAACAAUAAUUUAUAGAAAUACUAAUAUGAAGGGAAGAAAUAGCCUAAAGUGAGGAGUGAAAACUUUGGAUAUACUGAUAAGAAAAGUGUUCCUGAUUUUGGAUUUAAAGGAAAUGCUCAAGAAAAAUAAGGAUAAAGUAGUGAUGAUCCAAUAAAAAUAUAUUUUAUGACAAAGUAUAAAGCUGAUGAUAUUAAUGAGGCUUUUAUGAAUAUGCAUUAUUUAUGUAGAAUCAUAUGAUAAUUAGUAGUGGAGGAAACAGGUGGAGUGAAGAGAGUUCUAAAAAAUGUGAUGUAUAAUUGA
Messenger RNA from Paramecium octaurelia, 1039 nucleotides. The record is from the annotation of a GenBank genome assembly. NCBI's taxonomy places the organism in Eukaryota, Ciliophora, Oligohymenophorea, Peniculida, Parameciidae.